Messenger RNA from Alternaria incomplexa, 1530 nucleotides. RefSeq lists its product as uncharacterized. The record is from RefSeq and is a predicted model, not a curated record. The coding region runs from base 1 to 1530 and encodes 509 amino acids. Gene Ontology annotation, molecular function: oxidoreductase activity; FAD binding. The transcript has 3 exons. Lineage: Eukaryota; Fungi; Ascomycota; Dothideomycetes; Pleosporales; Pleosporaceae.
AUGGACAAGUUCAUCUCUCUCGCUCUUGCGACUCUCCUGUUAGGAGCCCAAUCCGCCUUUGCUAUUCCCACAGAGGCCACUACUAAAGCGUGUAACGAAAUCAACAAUGCUCUUCCAGGAAAAGUCCUCACUCCGGGACUUCUCAAGCUCGAAUACGCACAUGAGACGCAGCAAUACUGGGCUACCAAUCUCCGCGAAGUCGAUCCUGCAUGCAUUGUUCAACCAGACUCUGCCCAAGAUGUGUCCAUUGCUAUCAAGAUCUUGAACAAGUACCCGACUGUCAAGCUUGCUACACGGAGCGGAGGUCACGAUCCAAACAAGCAGCAUGCUGCGGUCCAAGACGGUGUUCUCAUCGCCAUGACCAAUCUAGUCGGAGCGACGUACGACGCAGCAGAAGAUGUUGCUUACGUCCGACCCGGUGGCGAAUGGAACGACGUCAUUGGCGACCUUGAGAAGAGCGGCGUGGCAAUCGCUGGAGGACGACUCGGUCUCGUCGGUGUCGCUGGUCUGCUGCUCGGUGGAGGUCUUUCCUUCCUCGGUGCUCAAGAGGGUCUUGCAGCCGAUAACAUCAUCGAAUGGGAGACUGUUAUGGCGAACGGGUCUGUCGUCAACGUCAAUGCUGCAAAGCAUCCCGACCUUGCGCAAGCUAUGCGUGGUUCCGGUAGCCAGUUCGGUAUUGUCACCCAGUUCAAGACUAAAGUCCAUCACAUGGGCGACGUCUGGGGUGGCUCGUGUGUCUUCGACGACUCAAAAUCCGACGCACUAUACGCUGCUUUGCACAACUUCAUGGCACACGGUGCCGAAGACCCCAAGGCGGCUAUCAUUCUUACGGACCUCGUAGUCGCAGCUGGAAUCAAGACGAAAAUUCUCUUUUCCUUUUACGACAACCCUAAGCCACCUACAUCGGGUCCGUUUGCCGAUUUCUUCAAGAUCGUCAACCCUUUGUGUCUACCCAAGACACAAAAGUACUCUGAGCUACUGAAGGCAAACGGCGAGCCAGUCCGACUCUUGAACGCCCGCGCAUUCUUCCGCACUUACACUGUCCCAUACAUUGCAUCCCGGCCUCAGAUGUACAAGGAGAUUCGCGACAAGCUUGCUGAACUCACUGGUAUCUUCCUCAACACCCUACCUGUCGUUCGCGCCAUCCAGUUCAGCGUUGACUUCCAACCUCUUCCAUCCCGCUUUGGAAAGGUGUCCGAGUCCAAGGGCGGAAACGCCAUGGGACUUUCGUCCUCCGACCCUGACCGCAUCAUCCUAAUCUACCAAGGAGCGUGGAACUUGCCCACAGACGACGCUCUUGCGUUUGGCAUCGCCAGGGAAUUGACGGCUUGGUUAGACAAGGUCGUGCCUCAAUGGAUAGCAGAAGCGGGUAUGCCAAGCGACAUGUACAUGCCAUUAUUCAUCAACGAUGCCAUGUGGGACCAGCCAGUUUUCCAGAGCUACAAGGAUUACAACAAGUUUAAGGCAUUGCAGAAGAGUGUUGACCCGAACGGCUUGUGGAGCACCAGGGCAGGUGGUUUUAAGUAUUAG